Molecule: messenger RNA, 11575 nt
Organism: Homalodisca vitripennis (glassy-winged sharpshooter)
Lineage: Eukaryota; Metazoa; Arthropoda; Insecta; Hemiptera; Cicadellidae
Gene: Dhc64C
Product: dynein heavy chain, cytoplasmic
Exons: 63
Coding region: 286-11559 (3757 amino acids)
Biological process (GO): microtubule-based movement
Cellular component (GO): dynein complex
Molecular function (GO): minus-end-directed microtubule motor activity; ATP hydrolysis activity; ATP binding
Source: RefSeq, a predicted model, not a curated record
UGCAUGAGGAGCUCGUCACCUGUUUCACCAGUCCAGCCAGAAGGUAACAGAAGGAACGACUGCGUUGAACUUGUUCUGUGUCGAAUGUGUUCCGUCCACCAUAUUGUAUUUUUAUGUUGUUUCUGAUCGUCACCUGGUUUGGAGUCUGGACAGUGGACACUACUAGCUGACGGGGACGGUGACACAUAGGAACGUUGGUUUAGCUUCCUUGAAGUUGAUGCAAUAUACCGUCAUGUCGGUGAACACCCAUCUUCAUUGAAAAAUGCUCACACACUUACAGUCAAAAUGAUGAGUGGCGAUUUUACAGAGGUGACAGAUUCCUCACAAGGGGAUGAAGUCCAGUCAGUUGCAAUUGUGGAGUUUACUUCAUUUUUAAACUACUUGCGGAAAGUUGUAGCAGUUCAUUAUCAUGAAGAUGUCACAGCACCACCGUCUUUGGCAGCAGCCUUAGACGAUCGUAAUAAUCAAGAUUAUGUAAGGAAGUUUAUUAGUGAUCCACAAGUUUCAGCUUUAAUUGUGCAGAAGUGUUCUAAUAAAGAUGAUGAAAGUGAACAAAGUGGAGAAAGUGAUGAUGACAAAGAUACAUACCUCAUUUCCAAUGAGGUUCAUUUUACAAGUCCCAAGAUGACAAGUCUGGUGUUUACAAAACGCUAUGCUGUGGUGGAGGCUGACAAGACCAUCUCCAGUCAGCUGAGAGUGAUUACGUUCAGUGAAGGAUCUCCUUACGAAACCUUACAUUCGUAUGUGUGCAAGACCAUCUCUCCAUAUUUCAAGAGUUACAUCAAGGAGUCUGGAAGGGCGGAUAGGGAUGGAGACAAGAUGGUUCCUUCUGUUGAGAAGAAGAUGGCAGAACUGGAGAUGGGCCUGUUACACCUUCAGCAGAACAUAGACAUUCCGGAGAUAACUCUACCUGUACAUCCGAUUGUAGGCCAAGUGAUGAAGCGGUGCGCAGAAGAGGGCAGGAAGCCCAAGGUAGCAGAUUUUGGUGAGAGGGUGGAGGACUCCACCUUCUUGAACCAGCUGCAAAACGGUGUCAGUCGCUGGAUCAAGGAGAUACAAAAGGUGACGAAACUGGACAGAGACCCGUCUUCAGGCACAGCCUUGCAAGAGAUCAGUUUUUGGCUAAACCUAGAGCGAGCCUUAUACCGAAUCCAGGAGAAGCGGGAAAGUGUGGAAGUAGCCCUCACUCUGGAUAUUCUCAAGCAUGGAAAACGUUUCCAUGCUACUGUCAGUUUUGAUACAGAUACAGGCUUGAAGCAAGUUCUGGCAACUGUGAACGACUACAAUCCUCUGAUGAAGGAUUUCCCGAUCAAUGACUUGUUGUCAGCAACUGAACUCGACCGGAUCAAGACUGCAGUGCAGCAGAUCUUUUCUCAUUUGCGGAAGAUACGGAACACCAAAUACCCGAUGCAGAGAGCACUUCGAUUCAUCGAGGCCAUAUCUCGAGAUCUCAGUGCACAACUGCUCAAGGUGCUUGCCACUCGACGCUUGAUGCACAUCCCUUUUGAUGAGUUUGAGAAGGUGAUGACCCAAUGUUUUAGUGUGUUUACGUGUUGGGACGAUGAGUACGACAAACUUCAGGCAUUGUUGAGAGACAUAGUAAAAAAGAAGCGAGAGGAGCAAUUCAAGAUGGUGUGGAGAAUGUCGCCAGUUCACAAGAGACUGCAAGUGCGAAUGGAGCACAUGAGGCGGUUCCGUCAUCAGCACGAACAACUGCGGACCGUAAUAGUGCGUGUGUUGCGGCCGACUAGACUAACAGCAGACCCUGCCGAGGAGGGCAAGGCAGCCGACCCACUCAGUCUGGAGGCAGCAGAUGCCAGCGCCAUUGAGGAGGUAAACCUAGCUUAUGAAAAUGUGAAGGAAGUUGACUGUCUGGACAUGAGCAGAGAAGGUGUAGAAGCCUGGGAAGCUGGUGUUGCUAGAUAUGAAGAACGCAUUGAUCGAGUGGAGACACGGAUCACUGCACAUUUGCGUGACCAGCUUGGCACAGCCAAGAAUGCUAACGAGAUGUUUCGCAUCUUCAGCAGAUUCAAUGCUCUGUUUGUAAGACCUCACAUUCGUGGUGCCAUCCGUGAGUACCAGACUCAGCUGAUACAGCGUGUCAAAGACGACAUUGAGGCUCUGCAUGAAAAGUUCAAAGUUCAAUACCCUCAGAGCAACUCGUUCCGGAUGAGUUUUGUUCGAGAUCUGCCUCCAGUUUCGGGUUCCAUUAUCUGGGCCAAGCAGAUCGAUCGGCAGCUCACAGCCUACCUUCGCAGAGUAGAGGAUGUGCUAGGUAAAGGAUGGGAAAACCACAUCGAAGGACAAAAGCUGAAAGCUGAUGGUGACAGUUUCCGAUUGAAGCUGAACACUCAGGAUAUAUUCGAGGAUUGGGCUCGGAAAGUGCAACAACGCAACUUGGGAGUUUCGGGACGAAUAUUUGCCAUAGAGAAUUCCCGGUCUCGAAUGGGCAGAGGCAACAUUCUCAAACUUAAGGUGAACUUUCUCCCGGAGAUCAUCACAUUGUCAAAGGAAGUGCGUAACUUGAAAACCCUAGGAUUCCGAGUUCCUCUGGCCAUUGUAAACAAGGCUCAUCAAGCUAACCAGCUCUACCCCUUCGCCAUCUCUCUGAUAGAGAGUGUUAGGACGUACGAGAGGACCCUGGAAAAGCUCAACAGCCGGAGUACUGCUAAUAGCCCAUCACUCAAGAUGGAAGAGAAGACCAGUAUUGUUCCCCUGGUAGCUGGAUUGCAUAAAGAAGUGCAGAACUUAAUUGCUGAGGGUAUACAACUGGUGUGGGAGAGCUAUAAGCUGGACCAGUAUGUGCAGCGGUUUGCAGACCUGGUGCUCAGUUUCCAGGAGAAGGUGGAAGACUUGCUAGUGGUAGAAGAGCAGUUGGAUGUAGACGUUAGAUCAUUGGAAACUUGUCCUUACUCGGCUAACACCCUGGCAGAUAUACUCAGCAAGAUACAACAUGCUGUUGAUGACCUUAGUCUCCGCCAAUACUCCAACCUUCAUGUCUGGGUCAACCGCCUUGAUCAAGAGGUGGAGAAAAAUUUGGGUUACCGUUUACAAGCUGGUAUUCAGGCAUGGACUGAUGCCCUGGAAGGCAAGAAGAAUGAGAUAGACCUCAGCAUGGAUACAGAUGCUCCUGCACAACCAACUCACAAGCCAGGGGGAGAUCCUCAGAUUCUGAUGAUGGUGUAUGAGGUGAGGAUAACGAACCAGAUUAUGUACUUGUAUCCAAGUAUACACGAGGCCAGACAUCAGCUGUUGCUGCAGAUGAAUCAGUGGCAGGCUAUUGUCACAUCUCAGACGAGGCUGCAGAGUUCCCGGUAUCAGGUUGGGUUGGACAGAGUAACAUCACAAACCUACCGUAACCUGUUGGCCAAAUUGCCUCAAGGUCCAGUUGUGCUGUCUGCUGCCUAUGAGGCUAUAGAGAAGAAAAUUAAACAGAUGAGUCAAUACGUGGACGAGUGGCUGUGCUAUCAGGCUCUGUGGGAUCUCCAGGCCGACACACUCAACCACAGACUAGGGGACAGUGUUACCCUGUGGAUGCAGUGUCUCAAUGAUGUCAAAAAGUCUCGCAAGACAUUUGACACGUCUGAGACUAGAAGAGAGUUUGGCCCAAUAGUGAUCGAUUACACCAAGGUGCAGAGCAAAGUCACACUCAAGUAUGAUUCAUGGCAGAAGGAGACACUAGCAAAAUUCGGAGUAUUGUUGGGUAAUGAGAUGGCAUCGUUUCAUACUCAGGUGUCUAAGAGCCGCAGUGAGCUGGAACAGCAGAGUAUAGAAGCUGCCAGCACUUCAGAUGCUGUGUGUUUCAUCACCUAUGUCCAGAGCCUCAAGCGAAACAUGAAGCUCUGGGAAAAGAAGGUGGAAGUGUACAGGGAAGGCCAGCGAAUCUUGGAGAGACAGAGGUUUCAGUUUCCUAACAACUGGUUGCAUGUGGAUAACAUUGAAGGCGAGUGGAGUGCUUUCAACGAGAUUAUUAAAAGGAAGGAUUCAUCAAUACAGACACAGGUACAAAGUCUGCAGCAGAAGAUUGUGGCUGAAGAUAAGGCUGUGGAAACUCGAACUAAUGACUUGCUGAUGGACUGGGAGCGCAGCAAGCCUGUAGAGGGCAAGAUUCGACCAGACGAAGCACUGGGACAACUGCAGCAGUUUGAGAGCAAGUUCGCCCGACUCAAGGAAGAACGAGAUAAUGUUGCUAAGGCCAAGGAAGCUCUGGAACUACAGGAUCCUGGUGGUGUGAGCACAAGUGAGGACCGUAUGUUGGUGGUGUUCGAGGAGCUGCAAGAUCUAAGAGGGGUGUGGUCAGAGCUGAGCAGAAUCUGGCAGCAGAUAGAUGAGAUACGUGAGAAGCCCUGGUUGUCCAUACAGCCACGUAAGCUGCGACAACAGUUGGACACUCUCAGUACGCAGUUGAAGGAACUGCCGGCACGGCUCAGACAAUACUCCUCGUAUGAAUACGUCAAGAAACUACUGCAAGGAUAUGCUAAGGUGAACAUGAUGAUAGUGGAACUCAAGUCAGAUGCGCUGAAAGAACGCCACUGGAAGCAACUGAUGCGGAAGCUCAGAGUCAAUUGGGUUUUAUCAGACCUUACUCUAGGUCAGGUAUGGGACGUGGACCUGCAAGCCAACGAAGUGGUGGUUAAAGAGAUCAUCCUUACUGCACAAGGAGAGAUGGCACUGGAAGAGUUCCUCAGACAGGUGCGGGAGUCCUGGCAGAGCUAUGAGCUGGACCUCAUCAACUAUCAGAACAAGUGUCGACUGAUUAGAGGUUGGGACGACUUGUUUAACAAAGUCAAAGAACACAUCAACUCUGUGGCAGCGAUGAAACUCUCCCCUUACUACAAGGUGUUUGAAGAAGAGGCAUUGACCUGGGAGGAGAAGUUAAACCGGAUCAAUGCCCUGUUCGACGUCUGGAUCGAUGUACAGAGGCGCUGGGUAUACCUCGAAGGUAUCUUCUCUGGUAGUGCUGAUAUCAAGACUUUACUGCCUGUAGAGACCUCUCGCUUCCAUAAUAUCAGUUCUGACUUCCUGGGACUAAUGAAGAAAGUGAGCAAGUCACCAAUGGUGAUGGAUGUAUUAAACAUCCAGGGAGUGCAGCGUGCACUGGAGCGCUUAGCUGACCUCUUGGGCAAGAUACAGAAGGCACUGGGAGAGUACCUGGAGCGUGAGAGGACUUCCUUCCCACGUUUCUAUUUUGUAGGAGAUGAGGAUCUUCUAGAAAUCAUUGGAAAUAGUAAGAACAUUGCUCGCCUGCAAAAGCACUUCAAGAAGAUGUUUGCCGGAGUGGCAGCCAUCUUGCUCAAUGAUGAGAACAACAUCAUCACAGGCAUCGCUUCUCGUGAAGGAGAAGAGGUGAAGUUCCUGAAUCCUGUGUCAACAGUGGAGCACUCCAAGAUCAACGAGUGGCUGACGAUGGUAGAGAAAGAAAUGCGAGUGACGCUGGCAGCUUGUCUGGCACAAGCUGUUAAAGACAUCAAGCAGUUCAAGGACGGUGCCAUUGACCCUGAUGCUUACAUCCAGUGGUGUGACAAAUACCAGGCCCAGAUAGUGGUGCUGGCCGCUCAGAUCCUAUGGAGUGAAGAUGUAGAGGCAGCCCUUCAUCAGAUGAGCAACAAUGCCUCUGUCAAGUUGGCUCCAAUGGAACGGGUGCUGACUCAGGUAGAGGCCACACUAAACGUGUUAGCGGACUCGGUGUUACAGGAGCAGCCGCCUCUCCGCCGCAAGAAACUGGAACAUCUGAUCAAUGAAUUUGUGCACAAACGCACAGUGACACGACGACUGAUUGCGAAUGGUGUAAGUAGUCCGAAGGCAUUUGAGUGGUUGUGUGAGAUGCGCUUCUAUUUCGACCCACGCCAGAAUGAAGCCCUGCAGCAGCUGACAAUCCACAUGGCUAAUGCCAGAUUUUUCUAUGGGUUCGAGUAUCUGGGUGUACAGGACCGUCUAGUACAGACUCCCCUCACCGAUCGCUGUUACCUUACCAUGACCCAGGCUCUAGAGGCUCGUCUGGGUGGCUCCCCCUUCGGUCCGGCUGGUACUGGCAAAACUGAGUCAGUGAAGGCCUUGGGACACCAGCUGGGUCGGUUUGUCUUGGUCUUCAACUGCGAUGAGACUUUUGACUUCCAGGCCAUGGGUCGCAUCUUUGUCGGCCUUUGUCAGGUGGGAGCAUGGGGAUGUUUUGACGAGUUCAAUCGACUGGAAGAGCGAAUGCUUUCGGCCGUCUCACAACAGAUCCAGACCAUCCAAGAAGCUCUCAAGACUCAGACCGACUCUAAAAGAGAAGGAACCAUUUCGGUGGAGCUGGUAGGAAAGCAGGUGCGUGUUUCUACAGAUAUGGCCAUCUUCAUCACCAUGAACCCAGGUUAUGCCGGACGUUCCAACCUUCCUGACAACCUCAAGAAACUGUUCCGAUCACUGGCUAUGACCAAGCCGGAUCGUCAGCUUAUUGCUGAAGUCAUGCUCUUCUCUCAGGGUUUCCGCACUGCUGAGAAGCUCGCUUGCAAGAUUGUACCUUUUUUCAAGUUGUGUGACGAGCAACUUAGCAAUCAAUCACACUACGAUUUCGGCCUUCGUGCGCUCAAGUCAGUUCUGGUGAGUGCAGGCAACGUGAAGCGUGAUCGCAUUCAGCGCAUAAAAGAGCUGAAGAAACACAGUGGCGAGACCUUCAUUGACGAGGCAUCUAUCGCAGAGAAUCUGCCAGAGCAAGAGAUUCUGAUACAGUCUGUUUGUGAGACAAUGGUGCCCAAACUAGUGGCUGAGGACAUUCCUCUGCUCUUCUCGCUGUUAAAUGACGUGUUCCCGCAGGUCCAAUACACUCGGGCAGAGAUGAUCGGACUGAAGGAGCAGAUCAGGAAGGUUUGCCAGGAAGAAUACCUUGUCUGUGGAGAGGGUGACGAACAAGGUGGCCCCUGGAUGGAAAAGUGUUUUAUGGGAGAAACAUGGAUUGAAAAGGUGCUACAGCUGUACCAGAUCUGUAACUUAAACCAUGGACUGAUGAUGGUGGGUCCAAGCGGUUCAGGGAAGAGCACAGCCUGGAGAGUGCUGCUGAAAGCUCUGGAACAUUUUGAGGGCAUUGAAGGUGUUGCUCAUGUAAUUGAUCCCAAGGCCAUCAGCAAGGAGACCCUCUACGGGGUCCUGGACCCUAACACCAGAGAAUGGACCGACGGUCUAUUCACCCACAUACUCAGGAAAAUCAUUGACAAUGUGCGAGGUGAGAUCAACAAGCGACAGUGGAUCAUCUUUGAUGGCGAUGUAGAUCCAGAGUGGGUGGAGAAUCUUAACUCUGUCCUAGAUGACAACAAAUUGCUGACUUUACCCAAUGGAGAGCGGUUGUCACUGCCACCCAAUGUCCGAGUCAUGUUCGAGGUCCAGGAUCUGAAGUAUGCUACACUGGCAACAGUGUCACGGUGCGGCAUGGUGUGGUUCAGCGAGGACGUGCUGUCCACAGAAAUGAUAUUUGAAAACUACCUGUCUCGCUUGCGCCACAUCCCUCUAGAAGAAGCUGACGAUGACUCUCUCACCUUUGCACCUAAGAAGGCUCAGAGUGAGAACAAGGAGGAGGAGAUCUCACCAGCAAUGCAGGUUCAGCAAGAUGUGGCUAUGAUCUUACAAAUGCACUUUUCCCCUGAUGGACUUGUGGUGAGGUGCUUGGAAUAUGCCAUGAAGCAGGAGCACAUCAUGGACUUUACCAGACUGAGGGCCCUGAGCUCAUUGUUCUCUAUGCUCAACCAGGGAGUCAGAAACGUGGUGCAGUACAACCAUGCCCACUCUGACUUCCCACUGCCCCCUGAACAGCUGGAGCAGUACAUACCCAAGGUGCUGGUAUACUCACUGUUGUGGAGCUUUGCCGGCGAUGCCAAAUUGAAAGUAAGGCAGGAUUUGGGUGAUUUUAUGAGGUCUGUUACUACCAUCCCGUUGCCUUCUGCCUCUGCCAACAUGCCCAUCAUAGACUAUGAGGUGAGCAUCCAAGGAGAGUGGUGCUUGUGGUCCUGCAAGGUGCCACAGAUUGAGGUGGAGACACACAAGGUGGCAGCACCAGACAUUGUCGUGCCCACACUAGACACAGUCAGACAUGAGGCUCUCCUCUACACAUGGUUAGCUGAGCAUAAACCUCUUGUAUUGUGUGGCCCGCCUGGCUCAGGGAAGACCAUGACCCUGUUCUCCGCACUGAGAGCUCUGCCAGACAUGGAAGUGGUGGGCCUCAACUUCUCCUCCGCCACCACUCCUGAGCUGCUGCUCAAGACAUUUGAUCAUUACUGCGAGUAUAGAAAAACUCCCAACGGUGUCAUCUUGUCCCCCGUACAGCUGGGCAAGUGGCUGGUGUUGUUCUGCGAUGAAAUCAAUCUCCCAGACAUGGACCAAUAUGGAACACAGCGGGUGAUAUCGUUCCUGCGCCAGUUGGUGGAGCACCGUGGAUUCUACCGGGCCAGUGACCAAGCAUGGGUCUCAUUGGAACGAAUACAGUUUGUGGGAGCUUGCAACCCCCCUACAGAUCCUGGCCGCAAACCCCUGUCGCACCGCUUCCUAAGACAUGUACCCGUUAUCUACGUUGACUACCCGGGUGAAACAUCUCUUAAACAGAUCUACGGAACAUUCAGCCGAGCCAUGCUGCGGAUGAUCCCCUCACUGCGAGGGUUUGCAAAUGCACUGACUAAUGCCAUGGUGGAGUUCUACCUGGCAUCACAGGAACGCUUCACCCAAGACAUGCAACCUCACUACGUCUACUCCCCCAGAGAAAUGACCAGAUGGGUCAGAGGAAUCUGUGAGGCUAUCAGGCCCCUUGACAGCCUGAACGUGGAAGGUCUGGUUCGGCUGUGGGCUCACGAGGCUCUCAGAUUGUUCCAAGACCGACUAGUGGAGGAUACCGAGCGACGAUGGACAAACGAAAACAUCGACUUAGUUGCACUGAAACACUUCCCCAGCGUAGACAGAGAGGCUGCCCUGGCUAGACCCAUUCUCUACAGUAACUGGCUGAGCAAGGAUUAUGUGCCUGUAGACAGGAACCAACUGAGGGACUAUGUUAAGGCCCGACUCAAGGUAUUCUAUGACGAAGAGUUGGAUGUGCCACUGGUUCUGUUUGAUGAGGUUCUGGAUCACGUGCUCCGGAUCGACCGGAUCUUCCGCCAACCCCAGGGACACCUGCUGCUUAUCGGAGUGUCAGGGGCUGGCAAGACCACUCUCUCUCGUUUUGUGGCAUUCAUGAAUGGUCUUUCUGUCUUCCAGAUCAGGGUCCACAACAAGUACACAGGAGAGGACUUUGACGAAGAUCUACGCUCUGUCCUCCGACGAUCUGGUUGCAAGAACGAAAAGAUAGCCUUCAUUCUGGAUGAAUCUAAUGUGCUAGAAUCUGGAUUUCUGGAGAGGAUGAACACUCUGCUGGCCAAUGGAGAGGUCCCAGGAUUAUUUGAAGGUGAUGAGUAUACAACUCUGAUGACCCAGUGUAAGGAAGGAGCCCAGCGAGAGGGUCUCAUGUUGGACUCGAAUGAGGAGUUGUACAAAUGGUUCACCGGCCAAGUUAUGAAAAACCUCCAUGUCGUCUUCACCAUGAAUCCGUCGUCUGAAGGUCUCAAGGACAGAGCUGCCACCAGUCCUGCACUCUUUAACCGAUGUGUCCUUAACUGGUUCGGCGAUUGGAGUGACAGUGCCCUCUAUCAGGUUGGGCGAGAAUUCACUAAUAGGCUGGACCUGGAUGGACCACCCACAUGGAAGGCUCCAGACUUCUUCCCUGCAGCGUUCCCAGGUCUACCUUCCACACCGACACACAGGGAUGCUGUGAUCAACGCUUGUGUCUAUGUACAUCAGACACUACACAAGGCCAACACUAGGCUGGCCAAACGAGGAAGUCGCACAAUGGCCAUCACACCCAGACAUUACUUAGACUUUAUCAAUCACUUUGUGAAGUUGCAUCGGGAGAAGUGCUCGGAGCUGGAAGAGCAGCAACUGCACCUCAACGUAGGAUUGGGGAAAAUUGCCGAGACAGUAGAGCAAGUGGAAGAGAUGCAGAAGUCUCUCGCUGUCAAGUCUCAGGAACUACAAGCAAAGAAUGAAGCAGCCAAUGCAAAGCUGAAGCAGAUGCUGACCAAUCAACAAGAAGCUGAGAAGAAGAAGGUUCAGAGCCAAGAGAUUCAGUCACAGAUAGAGAUCCAAACAGUGGUUAUUGGAGAGAAACAAAAGGUUGUUAGCGCUGACCUGGCAAGGGUGGAGCCAGCUGUCAUUGAGGCUCAGCAAGCGGUAAAGUCGAUAAAGAAACAGCACUUGGUGGAGGUGCGUUCCAUGGCCAACCCUCCUGCAAUCGUUAAGACUACUCUGGAAUCCAUUUGUCUGCUGCUGGGCGAGGGCACGUCAUCACCUGCAGACUGGAAGACCAUCCGGUCCGUCAUCAUGCGGGAGAACUUCAUUACCACCAUUGUCAACUUCAACACCGACGACAUCACAGAUGAUGUCAGAGAGAAGAUGCACACUCGUUAUUUGAGUAAUCCUGAGUACACCUUUGAGAAAGUGAACCGAGCCAGUAUGGCUUGUGGACCCAUGGUCAAAUGGGCUGUUGCUCAGGUGAGCUAUGCGGACAUGUUGAAGAAAGUGGAGCCUUUGCGUGAGGAGUUGCGUUCACUGGAAGUGCAAGCUGAAGACAACAAGACUAAGGGAGAGGAGACCAAGGCCCUGAUAUCUAAGCUGGAGAUCAGUAUAGCAGCUUACAAGGAGGAGUAUGCUCAGCUGAUAUCUCAGGCCACUACCAUCAAGGCAGACCUGGACAGUGUACAAGCCAAGGUGGACAGAUCCAUAGCUCUGCUCAAGUCCCUGGGAAUAGAACGGGAGCGCUGGGAAGCUACCAGUGAGACCUUUAAAUCGCAGAUGGCCACAAUCAUUGGAGAUGUGCUUCUGUCCUCAGCGUACUUGGCCUAUGCAGGUUACUUUGACCAACAUUAUCGCCAUAACCUGUUUGCUGCCUGGUGUCACCACCUGACCCAGGCUGGUCUCAGCUUCAGGCCUGACAUUGCUCUCACAGAAUAUCUCAGCAAUCCUGACGACCGCCUAAGGUGGCAGGCCAAUGCGCUGCCAACGGAUGACCUGUGCACAGAGAAUGCAAUCAUGCUCAAGAGAUUUAAUCGUUAUCCGCUGAUUAUUGACCCAUCAGGCCAGGCUACGGAGUUCAUAAUCAAUGAGUUUAAAGAUCGCAAGAUAACAAAAACAAGUUUCUUGGAUGAUUCUUUCCGCAAGAAUUUGGAGUCAGCUCUCCGUUUUGGCAACCCACUAUUGGUGCAGGAUGUGGAGAACUACGAUCCAAUCCUGAACCCUGUACUGAACCGUGAACUGCGCCGCACAGGGGGUCGUGUGCUCAUCACCUUGGGUGAUCAGGACAUUGAUCUGUCUCCCACCUUCGUCAUCUUCCUGUCCACCCGAGAUCCUACUGUGGAGUUCCCACCAGACAUCUGCUCCAGAGUAACCUUUGUGAACUUCACAGUGACCCGCAGUUCACUGCAGUCUCAGUGUCUCAACCAGGUGCUUAAGGCUGAGCGACCUGACAUUGACACCAAGCGGUCAGAUCUGCUUAAGUUACAAGGUAAGUGACUAUAGGCCAAAGUGC